This is a messenger RNA of Gekko japonicus, 4419 nucleotides long. It is a transcript of the gene TBX3, whose product is annotated as T-box 3. NCBI's taxonomy places the organism in Eukaryota, Metazoa, Chordata, Lepidosauria, Squamata, Gekkonidae. The transcript has 8 exons. Gene Ontology annotation, cellular component: nucleus. Gene Ontology annotation, biological process: regulation of transcription by RNA polymerase II; cell fate specification; positive regulation of cell population proliferation. Gene Ontology annotation, molecular function: DNA-binding transcription factor activity, RNA polymerase II-specific; RNA polymerase II cis-regulatory region sequence-specific DNA binding. The coding region runs from base 1164 to 3371 and encodes 735 amino acids. The record is from RefSeq and is a predicted model, not a curated record.
GCUGCCCUGCAACCUCACAACACAUCCAUACAAUCCGGUGCAGCCAGGCAGCCAAGCUCAGACACACACACUCACACGGCGGGGUCUCGGAGGCGAGCGCCUCUCCCGACGAGUCUCGCCGCCCUCUUCCCGGGCUCGCCGCGACUUCUGCCUCGCCGGAGCUGAGCGAAGCUGAGCGAGAGAGGAGGAGCGCCCGGCUGCCCGGCGCGAACAUUCAGAAAGCAAAGAAAUAGCUGCGAUCAUUUCCUUUUCCUUUUUUUUAAAAAAAUAACUGCUUUGAAGAGACAAAGAGCGGGAAGGCAGGAGAAACCCAAAGAGGACGCCGGAGAGGAGACAAGACAGGGGAAGAGGCUGGCUGGAAUCAAACUUUGGCAAAGGCACCGCUGCUGGGGGGGGGGGAGGGGAAAACGGAAGCCACAUUUUUCCUACAACUUUUCGAGCGCUGCGAAUCGUAAGAGACCUGAUUAGAAGAAGAGAGACCUAUAUAUAUUUUUAGUUCGUAGUUUCUUCUACUCCACUCACUCUCUCGCUCUGUGUGUCCCUACAGGCGCACGCAUUCCACCUUUCUUUCCGUUUUUUUUGGGGGGGCAGCCGCAGGACGGGGGGGGAGCUCACCCUGUUCCCCACCGACUCCCACUUUUGCAACGCAAGAGCUCACCGGAAGAAGCCGGCCGGCUGGCCAGCCUCCCCGAAGCAGAUCUACCUGCACGACCGCCGUCUCCUUUCUCCCCUUCGCUCCUCCAUCGCCUUCUGGCAGAAACCGUGGCCACGCUUCGGGGGUCCGAGGGGCCUUUUCUGCCCCGCACGAUUUCCUGUUCCUCCCAAAGCAGACUUUGAGUAAAACCAGCCCUCAGUAGAAGCAGCUUCCAUCCAGGAGGAGGAAGCGCUCCGAAGCGCCUUAGUUCCGGGUGAAGAUGUUUCCCAGCUUGGAGUCGGCGGACUGGACUGCCUGAUGGCCGCGUGUGUCACCCUCCUGCUCACACCCCCUCCGGUGGCUCGCCGCCUUUUCUGACGACCCCCUUUCCCCUUCCUUCCUCCCUCCCUCCCCUCCUCCUCCUCUCCUUCUCUGGUGAACUGCAGCUCCAGGAUGAGCUGUUAAAGGCCGGCCCGAGAUUGAGAACUGGUUCAGGCCGCUGGAAGACCCCAUCCGAGGGAGGCGCUGGAUGAACAUCUCCAUGAGAGAGCCCGUGAUCCCUGGGACCAGCAUGGCUUACCACCCCUUCCUACCUCACCGGGCCCCGGACUUCGCCAUGAGCGCCGUGCUGGGACACCAGCCCCCUUUCUUCCCGACCCUGGCGCUGCCCCCCAACGGGGCCGCGGCUCUCUCCCUCCCCGGGGCUCUGGCCAAACCGAUUAUGGAUCAACUGGUCGGGGCGGCGGACUCCAGCAUGGCCUUCUCCUCCCUGGGACACCAAGCGGCGGCUCACCUGAGGCCUCUGAAGACCCUCGAGCCGGAGGAAGAGGUGGAGGACGACCCCAAAGUCCACCUGGAAGCCAAGGAGCUUUGGGAGCAGUUCCACAAACGGGGCACCGAGAUGGUGAUUACCAAGUCCGGAAGGCGAAUGUUCCCCCCAUUUAAAGUGCGGUGCACAGGGCUGGAUAAAAAGGCCAAAUACAUUUUGCUGAUGGACAUUGUGGCGGCGGACGAUUGUAGAUAUAAAUUCCACAAUUCCCGAUGGAUGGUGGCCGGGAAAGCCGACCCCGAAAUGCCAAAGAGAAUGUAUAUCCAUCCGGAUAGCCCGGCUACCGGCGAGCAGUGGAUGUCGAAAGUCGUCACCUUCCACAAACUGAAACUUACUAAUAAUAUUUCGGACAAACACGGAUUUACUAUCUUGAACUCUAUGCACAAGUACCAGCCGCGGUUCCACAUUGUCCGGGCCAACGACAUUCUAAAACUGCCUUACAGCACCUUCCGCACUUACGUUUUCCCGGAGACCGAAUUCAUCGCGGUUACCGCAUACCAGAACGAUAAGAUAACCCAAUUAAAAAUCGACAACAACCCAUUUGCUAAAGGCUUUCGCGACACAGGGAAUGGGCGAAGGGAAAAAAGAAAACAGCUCACCCUUCAGUCCAUGAGGGUUUACGACGAGAGGCAGAAAAAGGAAAACGGGACCUCAGACGAGUCCUCUAGCGAACAAACAGCUUUUAAAUGCUUCGCCCAGUCCACCUCCCCCGCCGUGUCUGCGGUGGGCACCUCAAAUCUGAAAGAUUUGUGUCCCAGCGACGGCGAGAGCGACUCGGAAAGCAAAGAAGACCCGCUGGAGGCCAGCGACGCUGGGAAAAUCACCACCACCACCACCUCGACCAGCACGGCCCCCAGCCACCACAGCAGUUCGGCGGCGGCCCCCGGCCCCGGCGGAGGGGCGGGGGAGGCUCGGGAGAAGCACAGCCCGACGAAGCCUUCCCUCUACCCUCCGGACUCGGCAGGCAGCCGGAGCCGAGAGGCGGCCUCCAAGGCGGCUCCGGACUCCCGGCACAGCCCGGCCACCAUCUCCUCCAGCACACGCAGCCUGGGCGGGGAGGAGGCCAAGACCCCCCCCCAGGAGGACUGCAGGGGAGGCCUGGCCAAGGAGCCCUUCGCCCCCCUGACGGUGCAGACGGACGGCGGCGGCCACCUGGCCCCGGGACACCUGCCCAGCCUGGCCUUCCCGCCCCCCCAGCAGUUCUUCAGCCCCCUGGCCAACGGGCACCCCCUGCUGCUCCACCCCGGCCAGUUCGCCAUGGGCGGCGCCUUCUCCGGCAUGGCGGGCAUGGGCCCUCUGCUGGCCACCGUCUCCGGCGCCACGGCGGGAGUCACCGGCCUGGAUAACACGGUGAUGGCCACGGCGGCGGCGGCCCAGGGACUGUCCAGCGCUUCGGCGGCGGCGGCGGCGGCGGCAGCGCUGCCCUUUCACCUGCAGCAACACGUCCUGGCCUCGCAGGGGUUGAGCCGCGGUCCNUUCGGAAGCCUCUUCCCUUACCCCUACACCUACAUGGCGGCCGCCGCCGCCGCCUCGACGGCAGCCAGCAACUCGGUCCACCGGCACCCCUUCCUCAGCGCCGUGCGCCCGCGGCUCCGCUACAGCCCCUACUCGGUGCCGGUGCCCCUGCCGGACAGCAGCAGCCUCCUCUCCACGGCCAUGUCCUCCCUGGUGGGCGGCGGCGGCGCGGCGGAAGGCAAAGCCGGCGCCUUGGCAUCCAGCCCGGCCUCGGGAGCCUUGGAUUCCGGCUCAGAACUCAACAGCCGCUCCUCCACGCUCUCCUCGGGCUCCGUCUCCCUCUCCCCCAAGCUCUGCUCGGACAAGGAAGCCACCAGCGAGUUGCAAAACAUCCAGCGCUUGGUGAGCGGACUGGAAUCCAAGCAGGACAGAGCCCGGAGCGGCUCGCCCUAGAGAGAGACUCCCACCCACCCCUUUGGAACCGGGGGACCCCUUUUCCUCCUGGCUAGAACCCGGAGUCUCCCCAAGUUGGGGGGCGGUGGGGUGGGUGAAGAAGAGGGAGGAAGGGGCGAGGGGGUCGCGGUGAACAAGCUGCUAUUCGGAACCAGACUGCGGGGUUCCUGGACUUGAGGGGGGGGGGCGGGGGCACCGAUUCAGGAAAGGCGCUGAAGUCUGGGCUUGGCUUUCUUCUAUUGUUCCUUCGCGGCGUGCGCCAGAAACGGAGGAGACCAGAGGGAAGGAGAUCCAAAGAAAGGCUCGCUGGCAUCUUUCCGGGAUUUAAAAAGGGGACUUUGCAUAUCUUAUCGUUAACAAACACACAGAGAAAAGCGCCUGGUCUUGUCAAUCGUUGUUAGGGAGGGUGUUACCCUUUAAUCGUGUGACGUCUGUCAGCCCGAGAAGCUGACUUUGCAUGCUCCGGUCUAAUCGUCUUCUUUUGGAGGGUGCUUUUUUUUUUUUUUUUUUUUUUUAAAUGUUUCUUAAAAUCCCCGGAACUUUUUUGUUCUUUACAAAACUUCCCCACUUUUUAUUCUCCACUCAUUCCCGUAGCAACAAUUUAAAAUGUAGACGAGGGGAACCAGGGUGGGUGGGUGGUUUUGUUUUACUUUAUUUUUUUUUUUUAAAAAGGGCCUCGGUUCCUUGUAGAACUUUCAGACCCCCCCCCUUUACUGUAUAUGCAAUAACAAGGUUUAAAACAUAUUACGAAGAAGAAGAAGAAGAAAGUGGACACUAUUGAUAAAGUAUUUAUGUAAUUAAUGGAGAACUUGUAAAUAGGCGGUAUAUGAAAUACUAGAAAAUUAAAAUUUAAUUUAUUGAGAUUGUACAUAGGACUGUAAAUAAGGACUGCAUCUGUCUUCUUUCGGUUUUUCAAGUAGCUUUCAUUUCAAAAUCGGGAGCCCCCUCGAAAAGAAUCCAGACUUCUAAAGCAAGCAAAAAUCCAAGAGUCAUGAUGGAGAGGGGAAGUGUUUACAUUGAUACUGGUUUUAUUUGGGUUCACUGUGAU